Molecule: messenger RNA, 1128 nt
Organism: Caenorhabditis remanei
Lineage: Eukaryota; Metazoa; Nematoda; Chromadorea; Rhabditida; Rhabditidae
Exons: 3
Coding region: 1-1128 (375 amino acids)
Source: RefSeq, a predicted model, not a curated record
AUGGAAGACGAAAUCGCCGCUCUCGUUGUUGACAAUGGAUCCGGAAUGUGCAAAGCCGGAUUUGCCGGAGACGAUGCUCCACGUGCCGUCUUCCCAUCGAUCGUUGGCCGUCCACGUCAUCAAGGAGUCAUGGUCGGCAUGGGACAAAAAGAUUCUUAUGUUGGAGACGAGGCCCAAUCGAAGAGAGGAAUCCUCACUCUCAAGUAUCCAAUUGAGCACGGAAUCGUCACCAACUGGGAUGAUAUGGAGAAGAUCUGGCAUCACACUUUCUACAAUGAGCUCAGAAUUGCUCCAGAAGAGCAUCCAGUUCUCCUCACUGAGGCUCCAUUGAACCCAAAGAGUAACAGAGAAAAGAUGACUCAAAUCAUGUUUGAGACCUUCAACACUCCAGCCAUGUACGUCAACAUUCAGGCUGUUCUCUCCCUUUAUGCUUCCGGAAGAACCACCGGAAUCGUUCUUGAUACCGGAGAUGGUGUUACCCACACUGUGCCAAUCUAUGAGGGAUAUGCUCUUCCACAUGCCAUCCAACGUCUUGAUCUUGCUGGACGUGACUUGACCGACUACAUGAUGAAGAUCCUCACCGAGCGUGGAUACACCUUCACCACCACCGCCGAACGUGAAAUCGUUCGUGACAUCAAGGAAAAGCUCUGUUACGUCGCUCACGACUUCGAGUCUGAGCUCGCUCAAGCUGCUUCAUCUUCCUCUUUGGAGAAGAGUUACGAACUUCCAGACGGACAAGUCAUCACCAUCGGAAACGAGAGAUUCCGUUGCCCAGAAGUUCUCUUCCAACCAGCUUUCAUCGGAAUGGAAGGAGCUGGAAUCCACGAGACCACCUACCAAUCCAUCAUGAAAUGUGAUGUUGACAUCAGAAAGGACUUGUAUGCCAACACUGUUCUCUCUGGAGGUACUUCCAUGUUCCCAGGAAUUGCUGAUCGUAUGCAAAAGGAGAUUCAACAUUUGGCUCCAAGCACAAUGAAGAUUAAGAUUAUUGCUCCACCAGAGCGUAAAUACUCCGUCUGGAUCGGAGGAUCCAUCCUUGCAUCCCUCUCCACUUUCCAACAAAUGUGGAUUUCCAAGCAAGAAUACGACGAGUCUGGCCCAUCAAUCGUUCACCGCAAAUGCUUCUAA